Molecule: messenger RNA, 2246 nt
Organism: Owenia fusiformis
Lineage: Eukaryota; Metazoa; Annelida; Polychaeta; Sabellida; Oweniidae
Source: the annotation of a GenBank genome assembly
AUGAGAACACGACGCCCCUUUACCUGGGAUUAUUUGAUUGCCGAGAUUUGUGUUUUCAUUUUGUGGACUUCAUACAUUACAAGUCAAGAACUAGUACCGGUGUGCGAAAAUGAAGAAAGGUGCUUGCUUUGGGGAGAAACUUCAAGAUGUUACUGUCUCUCCCCUGAAUUAGUUUCCCAAGAAGAUAUAGAGAUGCUGUCAUGUAACGACGUUUCCACUGGUUUAUCUUUAGAGUCAAAUGCAGAGUUUAGAGUUGUACAGGAAUGGUUGCAGCGCACAAAUGCUAGUGAUGUAUCCGUGGUGACUUCCGCUAGAUACGAUUACGAUAAGCUAAAAUGGGUAUGGGGUGAUGCUGCUGCUGCCACUGAAGUGGAUCCUCUAGUAUUUGAUAAUACAAAUUUUACGAGUGCUGAACUAUCUCAAGAAGGUGGUGGAGUCUACAUAAUCUUAGACGCCGAGAUUUGGUUUUCACCACGAUUCACACUUCCGGACACAGGAGAGCCACAUUACCAGUACAACAUCGUGUGUGAAUCCGAUGCCAGUGUAGAAGCCAAGGGUAUCCACUACACGCUAUAUGCAGUCCCCGUGUCGUGGCAAGUGGCAGAGCAAGCGUGCGAACAUGUCCAACAGACCAUGGUGUUGUUUCAAAACAAAAGCUAUUUUGACCUGGUGACGAAUGUUCUGAGACCAAGUGAACCAUAUUGGACUGGCCUGAAACAGUUGACAGAGGUGACAAAUAAUGGAGGUAUAACACCAGAUGACGCAUGGGUAUCUGACACAAUUUUGGAGAACCUUCCUACCCUGAAAAUAGAGGAGCCUGAUCGUUGUUUGACUGUCUUGGCCAAUUUGACGUGGAUAUCUGAUCAUUGCAGUGAAAACCAUACAUUCAUAUGCAAAGGGCAUGCAGGAAAGUGCGAAUUUGCAGACCCUAUGCAGGGGUACAAAUACGUGGACAAGGUGCAAACAAAUAUGCGUUUUGUGGUGUUGUCUAAAUGUCUCGAGGAGUGUAUGAUGAACACAAGUUGUAUGUCAGUAGCUUUCAACGGGCCAACUACAGGUUCCGCUAUAGGUAUAUGCACUCACAAUGCUGGAAACAACAUGACAAACCCAGAGAAACUGAAAAACGAAUCAUCCAUGACCGGCUGGUAUCAUUAUGAGAAAACCUGUUUUACAGGUUCGGUUACAUAUCAGCUGCCGUUUGAUCCAAUAGCAUCGACUCAAAAGUCUACUACACUAGGACAAGAUUCUGUAACGUAUGGUAUAAGCACAGUGUCGAAUCUAAGAUCAACAACUGACUUAAGUACAAGAGUGUCGACUGCUGAAUCAUCUACUGAGUUGGCAUCUGAUUCUACCACAACGUUGCCAAGUAAAGAAACAACGAUUGAACUUUCUUCUCUGUCUCUUCCCUCAACAUCUAUAGAUCCUUCAAUAGCAACAUCUAUGUCAACAUCAACGGAUGGCGCGACGAGAAUCACCUCUUUGUUUGUCAUUUCAAGCACUGGAGAGUCUGUGCAAUCUUCCAUACCUCGUUCGAAUUCAGAAACAAGCGCCCUACCACCUCGGGAACGCCCUAGUGCUAACAAUGCUCCUGAUUUUCUUCCUCCUAGUGAAAUGACUACAUUAAUGAACAAUAUGGUAACCGUGACAGAUAGCGAUCAUCACAUUGAUCAUAAUGCCUCAGCAAAUGCUGUAGAAGACUAUAUUCAGCCCAGUUUAUCAAUUACAGAAGAAGCACAUGCUACGUCAACAGCAAGCAUUGACAAUUCUUCCAAACAAGCGGAAUUUCAUCGUCACACCCAACCCCACCCCCGCUUUCGCGUUUUAGAUCCUGAUAAACGAUCGUCAGCAACUGGUAUGGGUAUUAUUGCAAUAUCAUUUCUUGUUUUUGUUAUUAUAGGAAUCGUCUUUUUGGAUUUACCAGCGUUGGUGAGAGAUAUUAAAAGAGGGAAGAAAAACUUUUCUACUUUAUUUAGACAACUGCGAGAAAAGAAAAGGCAUUUUUCUACAGAUAUAGAAACUGUUCAAAUAGGGCUGAAUGAUGAAUCUAACAUCUAAACAUAAAACACUUAAAGGCUGUUUAUUGAAAUCAAACCGACGAAAGAUUACGAGAACGGAAAUGGUAGACCAAAUUCUUACACACCAUGUAAUAAACAUUGUACUAUUUUUUUAUUACUAAAAAGUAUAACAUCUGUAAGUUGUUGAACUUCUUAAGCAGUUAUAUCUUGCGAACUGUGAAUAAGAAAGGC